GGGCUGUUCCCUGGGAGGCGAGGCUCUGCAGCUCCCAGCCUCCCCCUCUGCAGGCGUUGUGUUUUGUUUUGCUUGGGUGCGCCCGCCGCCAAGUCUGGGAGGGUUUCCUGGACGGAGGUCCUCGCGGCAGCUGCUGAAGCCGUGCAGCCUGGUCACAGCGCCACUGCUCUCCGACCCGGGCGCACUGCAGGCGGCAGCAGCAUGGAGCUUUGGGGGGCCUACCUGCUCCUCUGCCUCUUCUCCCUCCUGACCCAGGUCACGGCCGAGCCACCGUCCCCCAAGGUCAAGAAGGCUGCAAAUGCCAAGAAAGACGUUGUGAGCCCGAAGAUGCUUGAGGAGCUCAAGAGCCAGCUGGAGAUCCUGGCGCAGGAGGUGGCCCUGCUGAAGGAGCAACAGGCCCUGCAGACGGUCUGCCUGAAGGGCACCAAGGUGCACAUGAAGUGCUUUCUGGCCUUCGCCCAGGCCAAGACCUUCCACGAGGCGAGCGAGGACUGCAUCUCGCGCGGGGGCACGCUGGGCACCCCGCAGACGGGCUCCGAGAACGACGCGAUGUUCGAGUACCUGCGGCAGAGCGUGGGCAGCGAGGCCGAGAUCUGGCUGGGCCUCAACGACAUGGCCGCGGAGGGCGACUGGGUGGACAUGACCGGCGGCCACAUCGCCUACAAGAACUGGGAGACGGAGAUCACGGCGCAGCCUGACGGUGGCAAGGCCGAGAACUGCGCCGCCCUGGCCGGCGCGGCCAACGGCAAGUGGUUCGACAAGCGAUGCCGCGACAAGCUGCCCUACAUCUGCCAGUUCGCCAUCGUGUAGCCUGGGGUCCCCCGAGGAGGAGGGGGGCAGGGUCGUGGGGGCCACCGGGGGCUGUGGGGGCCUUCCAGCCUCGGACCCCUGCUCGCAGAUGCCCUGCAGUGCUUGGAGCCCCCUUUUGCAAAUAAAGUCGGUGCAGCUUUUGGAGA
This is a messenger RNA of Eptesicus fuscus (big brown bat), 956 nucleotides long. It is a transcript of the gene CLEC3B, whose product is annotated as C-type lectin domain family 3 member B. Bases 202 to 810 code for a protein of 202 amino acids. Gene Ontology annotation, biological process: bone mineralization; ossification. NCBI's taxonomy places the organism in Eukaryota, Metazoa, Chordata, Mammalia, Chiroptera, Vespertilionidae. The transcript is spliced from 3 exons. The record is from RefSeq and is a predicted model, not a curated record.